This is a messenger RNA of Neltuma alba, 2114 nucleotides long. Its product is annotated as magnesium transporter MRS2-5. Bases 697 to 1950 code for a protein of 417 amino acids. The transcript is spliced from 6 exons. The record is from RefSeq and is a predicted model, not a curated record. Gene Ontology annotation, molecular function: magnesium ion transmembrane transporter activity. Gene Ontology annotation, biological process: magnesium ion transport. NCBI's taxonomy places the organism in Eukaryota, Viridiplantae, Streptophyta, Magnoliopsida, Fabales, Fabaceae.
UUGUGAAAUUUAGGAUUUGUUGGGUGUCGGAGGUUUCCUGCAACCACUGAGAAUCGAACUUACUUCCUUCGUCUGACUUGUCCUUAAGCUGAUUGUCAGUCUAGGUAUAGAACAUUGACGGUUAGUUGAUGCUCAUGAAAUCAAAUACGGGUUCCUUGUAGACGAUAGGAUUAAUGUUUUUGUCUGCUUUCCCAUAAUCGCAGCCAUUGUUAACUUUGUAACAACUCAAAAGAAAUGGAUGAGGUAACUCUGAUCGUUAAGACUGAGUCUUGCUUAUUUCUUCCUCCACUCUCGAUGCACCCCUUCCCCCUUCCUCUACCGUUUUCGAGAAAAUGGAUUGACUAGAUAAACAGUGAAAUGUUUCCUUAGAUUAUUCACCAGCUAGUAAAAGCAAAGCCCUACCCCCUCUUUCCUCAUUUCAGCGGGGGUUAAAAAGAUUAUGGUUCUUUGUUUCUUACAUUUGGUAGUUAUUUUAAUAUUUUAAUAUAAUUCCUUGAACUAAUUAGCUUAUUGUUUCAAUCCUAUAUUUCGAUCUUAGGGGUCACUGAGAAAUGCACAAGAGAUGGGUCAUAUCAACUGGUAGUUUUGGGUAAAAAUCAUUUUGUGUUGCUAACUUUGUACUGACUAAAAAUGGGCACUGCCAUAGCCGAACACACAUCAGAUCAGCAGCGCAAGUAGUUGUGAAAGGAAACUCCAAUGGAAGAAACACGAGGCCGGGCUUAUCCAUCCCGUCAAUCUGAAUCUACCUCAUCUCAUGAUGGUGGUGCAAGAUCUGACGUCAUUGGGCAUGUGAAUCAUGGGUCUAAUGUAAGAGGACUGAAGAAAAGAGGUCAUGGAAGUCGUUCUUGGAUAAAAAUUUAUCAGGAUGGAAAUUCGAAGACUGUGACACUUGACAAAGCUACUAUUAUGAGAUGUUGCUCAUUGCCUUCCAGAGAUCUCCGACUAUUGGAUCCUAUGUUCAUUUAUCCAUCUACCAUAUUAGGACGGGAGAAGGCUAUUGUAGUCAGCCUUGAACAAAUCCGAUGUAUUAUAACUGCUGAUGAGGUUUUUCUAAUGAAUUCCUUGGAUGGAAGUGUUGGCCAGUACAAGUCAGAAUUAUGCAAUCGGCUUCAAAAAGAAAAAUCUGAUGAUCUGCCAUUUGAACUCAGGGCACUGGAGCUGGCUCUGGAGUUGACAUGCUCAUCUUUGGAUGCCCAGGUGAAGGAACUAGAAAUGGAAAUGUAUCCUGUACUAGAUGAGCUAACCUCAUCCGUCAGUACUCUUAAUCUAGAACGCGUUCGGAGAUUUAAAGGCCACCUCCUUGCAUUGACUCAACGAGUCCAAAAGGUUCGUGAUGAAAUAGAGCAUCUAAUGGAUGAUGAUGGGGACAUGGCUGAGAUGUGCCUGACUGAGAAGAAGAGACGAUUGGAUACAUACCCUUUAAGUGAUCUUUUCCUUCAGACGCAUUUAUCAGGAUCUGGAACAGUGAUUUCAAAAUCAGCUCCUGCUUCACCAGAGCGGACCUUGAGUGGCGCUGAGGUGUUGCAAAGGGCUUUCAGCAACAUUGGAAAUUCAAGUAAAUAUGGCAGCUUAGCUGGUUCAUCUGAUAAUGAGGAAAAGAUUGGACCACUUGAAAUGCUGCUUGAAGCGUACUUUAUUGUCAUUGAUAACACUCUUAAUAAUUUAUUGUCGCUCAAAGAAUAUAUUGACGACACUGAAGAUUUUAUCAAUAUAAAAUUGGGCAAUAUUCAGAACCGCCUAAUACAAUUUGAGUUGCUUCUAACAGCAGCUACAUUGCUAGCCACAGUAUUUGCUGCUGUCACAGCAGUUUUUGGAAUGAAUUUUGAAACCACUGUAUUUGACCAUCCCUCUGGAUUUCACUGGGUUUUGGUAGUUACUGGAAUUGGCUGUGCAUUCGUAUACUUCUCCUUCCUAUUCUAUUUUAGGAACAAGAAAGUGCUUCCAGCAUAAAUUGUAACCUGCUGUAAAUAGUAAACACUAUACUGGAUUGUAUAUCUAGUAAAACCGAGUCGGUCACAGAACUCCAUGAUGAAAGAUAGGACAGGACAGAUUACACCAGACUCAUCUAUCUGGUGUUGAUGGAAGAAAAUCUACCCACAGCUUUAACAAGUUGG